Molecule: messenger RNA, 3573 nt
Organism: Brachypodium distachyon (stiff brome)
Lineage: Eukaryota; Viridiplantae; Streptophyta; Magnoliopsida; Poales; Poaceae
Exons: 1
Coding region: 1-3573 (1190 amino acids)
Biological process (GO): defense response to other organism
Source: RefSeq, a predicted model, not a curated record
AUGGCGGAGCUUGCGACGGGGGCCGUGAGCACGCUGCUGGGCGUGAUCAGCAACGAGGCGCAGAGGCUGGGCCGGGUCCGAGGUGACGUGCAGUUCAUCCAGGAGGAGAUGGAGAGCAUGAGCAGCUUCCUCGCGAACCUGUCCCGCUGGAACAUCCGGGAUCAGCAGGACGACGGCGGCGGUGGCGACGAUGACGACCAGGUCAGGACCUGGAUGAACCAGGUCCGGAUCCUCGCCAACGACUGCAACACCUGCAUCGACCUCUACCUCUACCGUGGGGACCCCGAGCUGCACCGCUCCAAGGCCGGCCUCCGCCGCUACCUCUACCUCUGGUGGGCUCCCUGGCUCAUGCGCAAGACGCUCGCGCAGCACCGUGCCGCCGGCCAGCUGCGCAAGCUCAAGGAACGGGCGCGGGAGAUCGGCGAGCGCCGCCUGAGGUAUGGCGUGGAGGUCAAGAAGUCCUCCAGUUCCGGUUCCGGGCUCACCAAGGAAGACGGCCAUGGUGAAGAAGAAGACGACGACGAUGAUGAUGACGGGGCCCGUCGUUCACUCAAGGUGGCCUUGUACAUGAUGAACAUGGACGAGGAAGACUACUUGAAGUGGAGGCUAGACGACCAAUGGAUCAGACAAGUGGUGCUGCAGGGCACCUCUGGAUUGAAACAAGUAUUUUUGCCGUCCAUCGUCUUUCUAGUACCCGGGACGGAGGACGCUAGCCUUCUUGCGGAUCAAGCCAUGGUUGUGGCAGAGCGCGCCCUUACUAUACCUCUGGUGCCGCUGGAUGCCCGCGGGGCUCCCGCGAGUGAAGAAGCCCACCUUGAGCAUCAUGGCGAAGAAGAAGAUGAGUCGGCAAGUGUACAUAUAUACAAGAUCCCAAUGAAGUACCGCCAGAACGUCGCCUUGGUCGAUGUCUCGGAGAUGCACUAUCAUCUCCUACCGCUGCGACCUGAAGACCUUCUCUACUACAUCCUGCAUGAGCUCCUCCGGCAUAUUCCGAAGCCCCAAUCAUCCAAGGAGGAGGACCAGCAGCAAGCCACGGCUCCUCCUCCUACUCCUUUUUCUGUUUACCGGAGCAAAAGGGAGGUGUUUCGUGAAAUCAAGCAUGAAAUCCAAGAAAGAAACGAGGUUAACAAGAAGAUUGAAGGCCUCAAGACAGAGAUUUGCCAAGCGCUGAAGUCCAAGGAGGGGAGAAAACAGGACAAAAAGGACGUCAAAUGUGAAGAGUUGAGCUUGCACAAACUCUUCUGUCUGCUCAUCGAAUCAACUGUUGCCGCAACUGAACAGGACCGAGCCAGUAAAGCCACGCGUAAACUGGAAGCACCAUACAAUUACAUCAUCAAACAAACAGCCAUGAAGCUUAAAGAGGAAAUAGAAGGCGGCACAAACAAGCGGGCCCCUGAAUACGAACACAUCCUAUGCAAUGUGUUCCCAAAGCCGGCCACCGGUGCCACUGUUGAUGAUCAGAUAAAAGAAAUUGAAGAAACCACAAGGAAGAAUAUGGAAGAGAUCGAGAAGAAGAUUACAAAGCAGCUGAAGAUCAAAGGAAUUGUGCGCAUGAUUCAAGAUUGUUUUGAAGGAGAUAAAAGGAUCCCGGUCAUCCUUAGAACUGAUGGCAACUGUGUAUCCAAAUGGAAGGAGACCAGGAACACUCUGAGUCUGCUGGGAUGCGCCCCCAUCGCGGGUGCUAUCAUUGUGGCCACAAAGACCACUCAACUGCAGGAUUUUAAGGAAGAAGAUCUCUGUUAUCCACCGUUGGAGCUCAUAGAAUACUCUCCUGUUGGCCGCUUCCUCGAUACUGUGCUCCAGGUUACAAGACAACACAUGCGUGAAGGGAGCCGUCAGAUCCUUCGCAAGAUAUUCUACGAGUGUGAGGACGCAGAUGAAUUCUGCAUGAAGAUCUUCGCCCACGCAAUGUACGAUAAACCCAAGAGGGGCAGCCAAGAGCUGCGUAAGCUGCACAUGAGCAUCAUGCAUGACCAUGACUCACAAAAAUCAUUGCCCAGCGUUGCCAAGAAGAUGUUCAAGUUCUCCUACAAGGACCUACCUAAACAGUACAGGUCCUGCUUGUUGUACCUCGCCAUCUUCCCUCAAGGAGAAGAGAUCAAGCGGUCAACCUUGAUAGAACGAUGGGUUGCAGAAGGGCUGAUAACCACCAAAAAAUGGAGUUGGUCCUCAUCAGUGGCUGAAGCUGAAAAUUGUUUUAAUACGCUCAUCGCCCGGUGCCUUGUUUGUCCUGCCGGCAAUGGCAUUGGUGUUGCUGGAAGGUUCAAGAGUUGCAAGGUGGAUGAGCCAGUUUAUGGAUUCAUCACCAAGAUUGCCAUGAAGCAGCGCAUUCUGGAUACACGCCUGUCAGGUGGCUUGGCUCGCCACUUCUCCAUUUUCAGCGAUGUCCGUCUCCGCAACUCUGAGAAAGUCGAGGAUUUCUUGAAAAGUAUACCCAAGUCAUCUCAGUUCUCCAAGCUCAAGGUGCUAGAUCUAGAAGGUGUUGCUUGUCUCGCGGGGAAACAUCACUACUACCUGAGGGCCAUAUGCAGUAAGAUACUAAUGCUGAAAUAUCUAAGCCUAAGGAGAACAGAUGUUACCGAGCUACCCAGAGAAAUCAACAAUCUUCUUGAGCUGGAGGUACUGGAUAUCCGGCAGACCACGAUUCCUGCGUAUCAAACAAGAAAAGUCCUUAUCCUAAAGCUCAAGCGCCUCUUGGCUGGUCAUGUUGCCGGAUUCUCCAGUGUCCAGAUCCCUGAGAGGAUCGAAAAAAUGGAGGGUAUGGAGGUACUGUCCAACGUGGAGCUGAAGAUUGAGCGAGAUCUGGAUGACAUUGCAAGUCUAUGUAUGCUGAAGAAGCUCGGUGUGGUUAUCAACAAGGGAAGUGAUUUCCUGUCAUUGUUUACAGUAAUCAGUGACCUCCUACAUCGGUACCUCCGUUCUCUGUCAAUUACUCUUAACAUAGAUGAGCGCACUCUUCCCGGACUACAGCAAUGUUCGUCGGAGCUGCCUGAGAACAAGUUCCCCAAGGUUCUUGAGAGCCUAAGCAUCAUUGGAAGCACAACACAAGAGUAUGAUCUUCAUCUUCUUACAGUGUUUGCCAAGGAUGCCAAUCAACUUGCCAAGGUAACUCUAAGACGCACUUUGCUGAGCCAGAAAGGUCUCGAGGUCCUCGCCAAGCUUCCCAAGUUAUCUUGUGUCAGGCUUCGGUACAUCAAAUACACCCAUACUGAGCUCACCUUCAUCAAGGGUGAAUUCCAGAAUCUCGCCGGCUUUGUUAUCGAGGGACCCGGCAUAACUGGAAUCAAGUUCGAAAAUGGAGCCGCUAACCAUCUUGAGAAGAUGGUGUGUUUAUUCACCAACAUAGAGUCUCUAUCCGGUGUCGACAACCUUCCAAGUAUAAAGAAGAUAGAGUUCAACGGUGAGACUGUCCCUAAGGAGGUGGAAGAAGCCAUGGGUAGGCAAACAAGGAGAAAGCUCUAUACCUGUGCACGCACAAAUAAACCAGAAAGCGAGAGCAAACAACAGGAAAGGCCAGACGACAACACAUCAUCGUCGUGGAAGAAAGUUAAGUGUUUGGGCUGGAGGAACUGA